Molecule: messenger RNA, 1218 nt
Organism: Penicillium coprophilum
Lineage: Eukaryota; Fungi; Ascomycota; Eurotiomycetes; Eurotiales; Aspergillaceae
Exons: 1
Coding region: 1-1218 (405 amino acids)
Biological process (GO): protein phosphorylation
Molecular function (GO): protein kinase activity; ATP binding
Source: RefSeq, a predicted model, not a curated record
AUGAUCGAGCCUCAUGAAAGAUUCUUCUCAGAGGGCCAAGGCUAUUUUGGCCCAAGUGAGAGCCCUGCGACCGAAACCCACUGCAACGUCUGGGAUUGGGAUCAGCUGCGAUGGAUCAAAGUCAAAGGGACUGCGAAGCUUUUUCCACCUGGAGAAGAUAUUGAAACCUUAGUCCUUGCACAAUUUGCCGAUUACCUCUCGCCAGAGGUUCGUUCUAUAACAGUCAACGAUGACGGGCUUCUCACUACAGUCUCAACAGACCCGGAAGAAGAUGAUACACUCUUUAUUGCUUAUAUCCCCUUAUCUCUUUGCCAAUCACUCAAAGAUUGCCCAACUAUCUAUUUCUCCCAACUACAAGAGCUCGACCGGCUCGGACCAGGUGUCGAUCUCUCAUCGUACAAUGGUCAUAGGGUCGCAUUUAAGUUCAACCCUUUAGGUAUGCCCCGAAGACUACAAAUGUCUUGGAAGGAGAUGAACCUGCUUAGCAAACUACCACCACAUCCUAAUAUAAUACCGUUUGACCGCAUUGUUCUCGAGGACGUAGAGUCUCGAGUCAUCGGAUUCACAACAAAGUAUAUCCUGGGUGGGACACUAGCAGAGGCAAAACCGAAAAGGCCUUUCCGAUUUAAAUGGCUACAGCAGCUUACUCAGCUAGUGGAUUUCCUAAACCUAGAUAUGGGGAUCGUACAUCAAGACAUUGCACCGCGGAAUUUGCUUGUCGACCCCGAAACAGAUAAGAUUAUUCUGUUCGACUUUGAUUGGGCCGCCAAUGGCCAAGACGGCCUAAUAGAUGGUCGAGACGAUGUGUCUGGUGUUAUCUUCACCUUGUACGAGAUCAUCACUAACGAUACGUACUUUACGAGUAUUCCUCACUGGGAACGAAACAAAGACAUGGUGCAGACUACUGAAUGGACAUGUCAUUGUGAACUAGACUCUGAUGUGUCAAGAUUUCGCGAGUUUCUAAAUGAAUGGGUAGCAUCAAGAGCCGAUAGAGCGACAGAACAAGAUCCCAAUCCACCCAAGCGACUUACAUGGCCGGAUCUUCCCACCCCUCCAGACUAUAAUGUGCCCUUUGAGCUGGGUAUGACAGAGGAAGGAGAACCUGUCUGGCGAACGGGUGUGCGUUCGAGACGCAUUGCACUAGAGAAGGGGCAAUACUGCUUUCGAUGGGAAAGGCCACCACAAAGGAGGUUGAAGAAAGCCGAAAAUAGCAUGUAG